Messenger RNA from Didymosphaeria variabile, 2856 nucleotides. RefSeq lists its product as uncharacterized. Gene Ontology annotation, molecular function: RNA polymerase I transcription regulatory region sequence-specific DNA binding; RNA polymerase I general transcription initiation factor binding. The record is from RefSeq and is a predicted model, not a curated record. Gene Ontology annotation, cellular component: RNA polymerase I core factor complex. Gene Ontology annotation, biological process: nucleolar large rRNA transcription by RNA polymerase I. The coding region runs from base 1 to 2856 and encodes 951 amino acids. NCBI's taxonomy places the organism in Eukaryota, Fungi, Ascomycota, Dothideomycetes, Pleosporales, Didymosphaeriaceae. The transcript is spliced from 2 exons.
AUGGCGCAAGCUUCAGACAACUUGAUCAGUGGAGGACUGCCAUACCGGCCGCGGCAAGCGACGAGAAGCAUCGCCCGCGACUUUCCAGAGCUCGUCCCAGCGACGGAACAUAUCCCGGAACUUGAGGCUGUCUCUGCAGCAGCGACGGCUGCGUUUAGCGCCCACUAUGCCACCAUUGGGCAACUGAUGUCCUUCGGUACUAUCACACCACCAGCGGGUCGUGCUCAUCUCGCAAGACAGGUCGUUGCACUGGCCACAGGCGAAGGCGGAAACAUACUGCGGUUACAAUUGCUCUCGAAGGAGAAACGCGGAUGGGGAACGGGGCCAGACAGCGAUUCGCUUUGCUAUCUGGAGUGUCUCUCGUGGAAGGGGGAUUGUGGAUUCUGGAACCGGGACGCAACUGCCAUACAACAAGUCUGCUUCGCUCAGUCGGAGAAGCCCGGUUCUUUUCUAGCUGUGCGGCUCCCUCGAAGGGUCGCCCUCUUCCGUCCUGUUUACCACGAUCGUCCUACUGCUGCCACCAAAUCUCGGCUGUAUGACCUGCCGCCGUCGGUCAUUGAGAUUCGUCCUUUCCAUUCCGUAUGGACAGAGGAUACUGGGAGCAUUCCACAUGCUGAUGUGUCAUUCAACCCUCACUACCAACGCCAAUUUGCGAUCAUCGACCAGAAGUCGAGCUGGUCUGUGUGGGACAUUGAGGGCACGCGGCGGAACUAUCUAGUAAGGCAUGUGGCUUCCGGGAAUAUGUCCAUUGAAGAGAACCGCAAUGAGGAACAGGCGGGGGCCUUGGGAUAUUGGAAGGAAGACGGUUGGGCACGCAUCAUAUGGGUUGGCGAUGCCAACACUGUCCUGAUAUGCAGUCGCAAACGUAUUGAGCUCAUCAACCUCAAACCACACACUCGCUCCCUCCGUAUGCCGCAAGUGAUAGACUGGCAUUCGACUAAGAGCACUCCUAAUUCUUGGAUUCUGGAUGUCAAGAGACAUCCUUUGUUGGACGAGAAACAUUUUUUUGUUCUCACCUCUGCCCGGCUGUUCUUGUUCUCGCUGCCGUGCUUGAGCGAUGGACCGCGCGCCAAUCAUGGCAACACCGAUGCCGACAUCAUUCUCUCAUGGACGCAUUUUCGGGGGACAGAAGAUAUGACUCUGCAACUUUAUGCACAAUCGGUGUCAACUGAAGGUAUAUCGGUCCCUCAGUUAGUUUUCGGAUACGUACUGACACCUCUAGAAACGGUGGUUUUUAUCUAUUCUCGCGUGAACGCGCUUAUAACAGUGUACCGUUUGGUGAACCAGACAUCAACAGCGGCGCCGUAUCGUAGUUUUGGUCCGACCACUCUUCGUCUCGACAAGUUCGAGGGUGCGCAGGGCUCCAAAUUCAUCCUCAACUUCAACAUAGCGCGCCUUGACUUCAAGGACUCCACAGGAGCCUCUCGUGGAGUCGGCGACGACUACAGGGAUCGCGGCGUCCAGUUCUACCAGCUUUCCAUCUUCUUCAACGACCACAGUGUGGCUCAGACCAUGUUGUGCUCCCUGGACCAUAAUUUCAGUGACGGCGUCCUUGAUGACGUUAUGUCUACAUCCUGGGCGACUACUAUUAAACCUAUGGUCUUUCGUUCGAAAGAUGUAGUCGACAGCGACGAUGACGAUUUUGUUGAGCCGGACGGCGUAACCGGUUCGAAAGAGCCGCUGUUGAACCCCUCCUUUCAACAGCCCAAAUGCUACCAGCAGGUGAUCGGUCGCAUUCAGCGAGAUGUUUUCAACUUUACCGGUCUAUACGAGGCCAUCAGUUUGAAUAAACCGUUUCCACUGCAUCAUACAAGCGAUUCGCCGGAAAUUAUCGACAUGGCGACUUUAGUGGAAGAGAUCAAGUGGAGACUUGAUAGAGAAGAGAACGUAGAGCCCUUCGCGCUGGGAACUCUGCAAGAAUACGCAGAGGCAAUUGUAACUGUGGAUGACAUUGACGAUGCGUCUGCUAAGCUGCAAGAAAUAUGUCUCACAGAUGGACGUGCAUCUUCGUUGCAGCUUCGGAGAAUUGCAUCGGACUUCGUUCUCGGCUUUAGUGCCGAGGAAUCCCAGAACGCUCCUUCACUGUCAUCCAUCUACGAUCUUGUACUCCAAAACUGGCUCGUGCCCUUACCAGGAAUAGUUCCUGCCCGCAUUCGGCAAAAUAAGGAGCGCAUGGCACGUCGUCUUGCGAUCGGCGUAACGCUAGCCAGCACGCGUGUUCGCCCUCUCAGCGACGUCGUAGUCGGCACAAUUACGCAGCCUGAUCCACGUCAAGACAUUGCUGUUGCACGCUCGUCGUCCCCUCCGCAGUACUCCUCUCAAUCAGAUCGGCAAUCCCAAUCAUCACAGGCUGUUCACUCUGCUUCAUCGCCCUCAAGUACUCGUCUCGACGACCCGUUAACGCGCUUAAGCAAACAUCUGCAUAUGACCACCAUUACACCGCCGGAAGUACCUCCAAGCAUCAACCAAGUCCUUUCCCACUGGCAAGUUGGUGCCGACCCCUCCUCGUACGAUUGGGAAGCGAGCGAGCGAGCCUUUGCGGAGGAGCUCGAGCUUAUGCAAGAAGAAGGCACGCAGAAAAGACGUGAGAGGGCUCGUCGAAAGAAGGAGAGACAAGCGAAGAGGCAGAAGAAGGAAGACCAGCUGUUCACGGGCAGAGUCGAGAGUGGCAAAGUAGAAAGCCAGCCCCAGCUACUAAGAAGUUCACCUGGUCCCGCAUCUCCAACGAUUAGUAGCCAGGUACCUGCACCUAAUCAGUACCAGCCGAUUGUUGUGCAGAGCCAGGUCGAGCCGGGUAGGCACGGUGGAAGACUGAUGAAGAAGAAGAAGGUCAAGACCAGGAUGAGUGGGUUCUGA